This is a messenger RNA of Eublepharis macularius, 7580 nucleotides long. RefSeq names its product diaphanous related formin 1 (gene DIAPH1). The record is from RefSeq and is a predicted model, not a curated record. Gene Ontology annotation, cellular component: cytoplasm; actin filament. The coding region runs from base 47 to 3883 and encodes 1278 amino acids. Gene Ontology annotation, biological process: actin cytoskeleton organization; actin filament polymerization. The transcript has 27 exons. Lineage: Eukaryota; Metazoa; Chordata; Lepidosauria; Squamata; Eublepharidae. Gene Ontology annotation, molecular function: microtubule binding; small GTPase binding; actin binding.
GAGGCGGCUGAGGCGGCUGAGCGGGUCCGGCGCGGCGGGAGGCGCCAUGGAGGGCGGCGCGGGGUCCACGCGCGGGGCCGGCCGCGAGCGGAGGAAGGGCAGGGCCCCGGGCCCCGAGGAGGCGCCCCCGGUGGGAGAGCCGGCGGGAGGCGGAGGCGGCGGAGGAAAGUCCAAGAAAUUCAAUCUGAAGCGGGUGAUGGCAGACGAGCUGGAGAGAUUCACCAGCAUGAGGAUAAAGAAGGAGAAAGAAAAGCCCAGCACGGCUCAUAGGAAUUCCUCUGCUUCGUAUUCGGAUGUUUCUGGCACAGGUCAGAUGCUGCAGGAAAUCUCGGAUGAGGAUGUGCUGAUACUCUUUGAACAGAUGCUGCUGGAUAUGAAUCUAAAUGAAGAGAAACAGCAACCUCUAAGGGAGAAGGACAUCAGCAUCAAGAGAGAGAUGGUCUCCCAGUACCUGCACACUUCCAAAGCUGGAAUGAGUCAGAAGGAGAGUUCCAAGUCUUCGAUCAUGUAUAUCCAGGAGCUGAAGUCUGGCCUCCGGGAUGCACAGCUGCUCAAUUGUUUGGAGUCUCUGCGUGUCUCUCUCAACAACAAUCCUGUCAGUUGGGUGCAAAAUUUUGGCGUUGAGGGUCUGAAUUGCCUGCUGGACAUACUGAAAAGUCUUCAUGAUGAGAAAGAAGAUGUUUCCAGCCACUAUGACACCCGGAUCAAGCAUGAAGUCAUUAGAUGCUUAAAGGCUUUCAUGAACAAUAAAUUUGGAAUUAAGACCAUGCUUGAAACAGAGGAGGGUGUCCUGCUCUUGGCAAGAGCAGUAGACCCCAAAGUCCCUUCUAUGAUGAUCGACGCGAUCAAGUUGCUUUCUGCCCUCUGCAUCCUGCCUCAGCCUGAGGACAUGCACGAGCGCGUUUUGGGGGCCCUCACUGAGCGAGCAGAAAUGGAUGAAGUGGAACGAUUCAAGCCCUUGCUGGACGGUCUGAAGAGCGGCACCUCAGUGGUACUGAAGGUCGCCUGCCUGCAACUGAUCAACGCUCUGAUCAUCCCAGCAGAUGAGCUGGACUUCAGGAUGCACAUCCGCAGUGAGCUGAUGCGUUCUGGACUGCAGCAGAUCCUCAAGGAUCUGCAUUCUCAGGACAAUGAGGAGCUGAGGGUGCAGCUGUCAGUCUUUGAAGAAUACGGGGAAGAAGAUUCUGCAGAGCUCCGAGGCCGUUUGGAGGACAUUCGCAUAGAAAUGGAUGAUUUUGGUGAGAUCUUUCAGAUUCUUCUCAAUACAGUCAAGGAUUCGAAGGCAGAGCAACAUUUCCUCUCUCUCCUGCAGCACCUCCUGCUCAUCCGCAAUGACUAUGAGGCCAGGCCUCAGUAUUUUAAGCUGAUUGAAGAGUGCAUUUCCCAGAUAGUUCUGCAGAAGAAUGGGACGGAUCCAGAUUUUAAGUGCAAGCAUAUUGACCUUAACGUUGAGGGGCUGAUAGAUAACUUGAUAGACCAAAUGAAGGUGGCCAAAAGUGAAGCCAAAGCCAUCGAACUGGAGAAGAAGCUGGAGUCCGAGUUGACUGCCCGGCAUGAGCUGCAAGUUGAAAUGAAGCAGAAGGAAGCUGACUUUGAACGAAAAUUCCAAGAUCUACUGCAAGAGAAAGACGCCGUGGAAGCAGAGAAACAGCAGAUCACGUCAGAGAAGCAAAGUCUGGAAAGUGCUUCUUCUUUGCUGAAUGAUGAGAUUGCUGUACUUACAAAAGAACUUGAAGAUGCUAAGAAGAAAAUGGAGCGUAUUACCUCUUCGACUGCUGAUUUGCCACCACAACUUCCACCUGGUGGGGCAACUAUUCCUCCUUCCCCUCCCCUUCCUAGUUCAGCUGAAGUGCCACCACCUUUGCCAGGAAUGGCAGUUGUGCCGCCACCACCACCUCCGCCACCACCUCUUCCUGGUGCAGUUGGAAUGCCGCCACCACCUCCGCCUCUUCCUGGUGGGUUUGGAGUGCCACCGCCACCACCUCCACCUCCACCUCUUCCUGGUGCAGUUGGAAUACCACCGCCGCCGCCUCUUCCUGGUGGGCCUGGAGUGCCCCCGCCACCGCCGCCACUUCCUGGUGGGCCUGGAAUGCCACCACCACCACCACCUCUUCCUGGUGGGCCUGGAGUGCCGCCACCGCCUCCUCCUCUUCCUGGUGGGCCUGGAGUGCCGCCACCGCCGCCUCCUCUUCCUGGUGGGCCUGGAGUGCCGCCGCCGCCUCCUCUUCCUGGUGGGCCUGGAGUGCCACCACCACCACCACCACUUUUUGGAGGGGGUGGAGCCCCACCUCCUCCCUUGCCUCCUGGGUUUGGCACUAUGACAACUUCAGUUCCAGUUCUUCCAUUUGGAUUGGCUCCAAAGAGAAUGUAUAAGCCAGAAGUUCAGCUGCGGAGAACAAAUUGGUCCAAGAUUACAGCUCAGGAGCUCUCCCAGGACUGUUUCUGGGUCAAGGCCCAGGAGGACCGUUUUGAGAACGAUGAACUCUUUGCCAAGCUGACCCUUGCCUUCUCGGUUGCGCAGAGCAAAUGUAAGUCAAAAAAACAGCAGGAGAAUGGAGAGGAGAAGAGCCAGUCCAAGAAGAAGGCCAAAGAGCUGCGGGUGCUGGAUUCCAAGAACGCCCAGAAUCUCUCAAUUUUCUUGGGCUCCUUCCGCAUGCCCUAUGAGGAGAUCAAGAACGUCAUCUUGGAGGUGAAUGAAGCUCUGCUGACUGAGUCCAUGGUACAGAACCUCAUUAAGUUAAUGCCAGAACCAGACAAGCUGAAGAUGAUCGCUGAGCUGAAGGAGGAGUACAGUGAGCUCGCAGAGCCCGAACAGUUUGGAGUCGUGAUUAGUUCCGUUCCCCGCCUGCGGCCCCGUCUCAAUGCCAUCCUCUUCAAGCUCCAGUUUCAUGAACAGGUGGAAAACAUUAAGCCAGAGAUAGUGGCCGUGACAGCAGCCUGUGAGGAAGUGCGCAAGAGCGAGAAUUUCUCCAGCCUCCUCUCCAUCAUUCUCCUGGUGGGCAACUACAUGAAUGCGGGUUCCAUGAACGCUGGGGCUUUCGGCUUCAACAUCAGCUUCCUCUGCAAGCUCCGAGACACAAAGUCAGCUGACCAGAAGUUGACCUUGCUGCACUUCUUGGCUGAAACCUGCGAGCUGCAGUAUCCUAACGUCCUGAAGUUCCCCGAUGAACUCAUCCAUGUGGAGAAGGCGGGUCAAGUUUCUGGUGAGAAUUUGCGGAAAAAUCUGGACCUAAUGAAGAAGCAGAUUUCAGACGUGCAGCGUGAUGUAAACACCUUCCCCAGCACCACGGAGGAGAAGGAUAAAUUUGUGGAGAAGAUGACCAGCUUUGUUAAGGAGGCUCAAGAGCAGUACGAGAAGCUACGGAUGAUGCACUCGAACAUGGAGAAUCUCUAUAAAGAACUAGGCCAGUACUUCCUUUUUGAUAGCAGUAAAAUACUGAUUGAGGAGUUCUUCACUAACCUGCACAACUUCAGAAGCAUGUUCCUGCAAGCCGUCAAGGAGAACCAGAAGCGGCGUGAGACGGAGGAGAAGAUGCGGCGGGCCAAAUUGGCCAAAGAGAAGGCAGAGAAGGAACGGCAAGAGAAGCAACAGAAGAGAGAGCAGCUGAUAGACAUGAAUGCAGAAAGUGAUGAAACUGGCGUUAUGGACAGUCUGCUGGAGGCCCUGCAGUCAGGAGCAGCCUUCCGUAGAAAAAGAGGACCUCGCCAAGCGAACAGAAAAGUUGGCUGCGCUGUCACUUCACUGCUAGCCUCGGAGCUGACCAAGGAAGAUGCUCUCGGGUCAAGGGCCAGCAAGCUGCUGAAAAAGGAUGGAGAUGGAGAUGCCACCGAUGCAGACGCACCUGACGAGAUCGCCAAGGAGGCCAGCAGCCGUCAGAACUAGAGCCGCGCUGCAGGCUCAGACUAAAGCCGGAGGCACGUUUUACAAAGGAAUCGAAGCAGUGCGGCGACACUUCUGCAACCUUGACUUUGCGUGGGUGGGGGGAGGGGGAGACACCUCCUCUGAUCUUUUCCACUCCCCCUCCCCUCAGCUGUUUUGCACCAUCUUUCAGCCUGUAGUUCUUCUCUGCAUCUUGUCUCAGAUCUCCUACCUGCCCUCCACCUUUCUCAGAAUCAGAGCCCACCACCCUUCUGCACGCACAGUGCUUAGAGCUACGCUGAGAGAUACUGCUAUGUGAGCCCCCUCCCCUGCAGGCUUGGGGGAGGGAGUGAUCUUGAGAAAGGAAAGAGAGCCCCGGUGGGGAGGCUGAAUGAAGGCCAGAACCCAGCCUGGUCUACAUAUAUCUCUGUGCAAAUGCAAGUGGCCAAAGGAGAAAUGCAACAAACUGCCUUAAGCAGAAUUCUUCUCUCUCUCUGUCUCUCUCUGCCACUCUUAGCUUGAGCUGCCUGACCCAAGGGCCUCUUCUCAAGAGACUCCCCUCCAGCUGAGUUGGAGCCCUGAGUCUCCCUUCCCCCAAGCUCUGUUCCAUAAGAGGAAGCCUUGUGAGGGAGCCGAGCGGGAGUUCUGCUCCCCCAGCUCCUGUGCUUGCAGCAUCCACCUUGCCUCGCUGUCUCCUGGAUCACUGUGGUUGCGGGGCUCUGCCUGAGCGUUGCACUGGGAUGCUCCUCCCUGCUCUUUGCAUUGAGAUGGUUUUGCUGCUCUGCUGUGCUGCUAUGUUUGCCUUUUGACUUGAGCUCUUUCUGCCACUGUGCAAGUGAUGUCAUGUCAGCGGUGACCCAUACAGAAGAAAAGGCUGACUGCCAACAUGCUGUGUGGGGGGGCAGGGGCUGUGCCUACCUCUGCACGCUCUCGAGCCAAGAGGAACCAAAUGUGUGCUUCUGUACUGCUUGGCUUCACUGGGAGGGUGUCUUUCCCUCCCCAAGGGAAAUGCUGUCUGCAGUCCCAAAAGAAUAAAUCUGGGGUUUGUGCUUCACCCUGUGCCGUUUGCCCAGAACUCACCACUGGAAAAACAAUCACAUAUUUUAUGGCAAACUCGCACGUGUCGUUGCAACAGGAGGUUUGGAAGCUGCCGCGUCUGCCUCUGGAUCCGUCGGGCCAACUUGCUGCGGCUGCCUUGUGCCAUACGGACCAUCGUCUCCAAACCUCCAGGCAAUGGCAACGGAGAGGUGGAGCCUCCCAAACCAAGAGGUCACUUUGCAGAUGAAUCUAUUUUUCUAUGGGAUUUUGUUUUUAAAAGGAAAUGUUGUAAAUGUGAAAUGAAAAAAAAAACCAACCUGGAAUAUAUGCAUGAUCCUGAGAUUCUCCCCUUGCACUAGGUUGCGCCUUCCGAUAUCCCUCCCGUCCAGGAUCGUGGGGGACGCUGGCCUGUUCCUGCCCCACAGCAGAGUUUCUCCCAUGGGGAGGGGAAGCUCCCUUGCGGCAUUUCUCGACAUGUAACUACAUUCCUGUGGGCAGAAACAUGGUGCAGGUCACACGGAACCUGGGGCCUCCCCGUCAGGUGCCUGGCAGAGUCCUGGCCUUGGGGUCUGGCAGGACGGUGCGGCUUGUAAUGUGCUCUUAGCUCAGCCUGAGGCUUGUCUCGAGGGUCAGGCUGGCAUCCGCACCCUCCAGAGGAAGGGUCUGAGAAGGGCCAGCUCCCCUCUCUCUUAGGUGCUCCCCUGACUUUACUGGAAACUACUUCUUUGUCCAAGGACUUGAUUGUAGGGCGAAAGGGUUAAAAAAAAUGGGCGGUGCGCACAAACCUGGCUGCAGCCUUUUUCAUUCCUUGGCCACUUGGAUGAAUGUAAGAAUGUUGAGGUCUAGCACCAUUUGUCGGAAUUAAUAUAUAUUUGUGUGUGUGUGCGCAUGCAUGCGCACAUGUAUGCACAUGCGCGUGUUAAAAUAUUUGAAAUGUGGCAGAAAUGAACAUUCACCUGCUCAUGCUGUGACAAUCCCAGGUGAAUUUUGUGUAUGUCUGUCAAUAUUAACCAGUUUUUCUCUGGAUUUUUCAGAGAUUUUCUGGGGGUGGGGGGGUUGGGUGAUACCAGCACAUGAUUGUGAAAGUGGAUAUUCACCCAGUUUUGGAUAGUCACCAUAACAUAUCGUACAUGUAUCAAAGCCUCAAGUGUCUUGGCACAGGAUGGGUCAGGUGGGGCAAGGCAGAGCAGGCACCCCCUCCCUUGUUCUUCCAAGUGGGAAGGCCAAAGCCCAGGGGGCAAGGGCGCGUGCACGCACUGCAACUAGGUUGGCAAGCUCAAGGGGGAUUCAGAAUUGAACAGCAGCUCCCCAUGGGCUGUGUCUGCAGUGAGUUUUGGGGAAGAGGGGCUGAGGUGCUUCUAUUCGAGGAAGAAAAGUCUAAUCCAGAACUUGAGGCCUGCCUCAAGUAGUCACUCCUUGGAUCCUGCCUAGACUUUCUAGCAGUGCCACUGCAGGAACCUGGGGAAGUGUGGCCACGGGCCUUUUCUCUGACGUUACAGCGCCAACACUGGGCGGCGGGGGGGGGGGGGAUUUGCAGAGACACAUUCCAAGAGGAUGUGGCACCUUCCUUUCCUCAACACAUCCCAGGCAGGCAUCUGUGAAAGAGCAGGUCAAGGGCAGGCCACACUUCCUUCCCAGGCCUGUGCCUAAAGCAUGCCACUCUUUUUGUAUUCCAAUGUUGCCAUAACUUGUGCUGCUCAAGAACAGAACUCACAUCAUGCCAUCUUUCUGCUUAAUGUGGGAGAAGCUAGUAAGGUUGUUUGAAAAUGGGAAAUAGCACCUUCCAAAGCUCUUCAACUCCUAGGAGAGGAGGCGGGGGAAGGGGGAGCCAAAGGGUCAGCCCUGGCAAGCCCAUCGGUGCCACAAAGCAAUGCAUUCAAUGGUUGUGCUGGAAGAGAAGCGAAGGCCCAGAGUCGGGCACCCUCAGCUGGCCCCAAUGGUCACCCAUUUGUUACUCAUUCUUCACCUCAUUAUAUGUGGCAUAUUUUGGGGAGGACCCUUCCUCCCCCGCGGUCUGGCAUAGCUACCCCCUGGAGCCUCAAGGGCCAAGCUUUGUUGCCAAGUUGAAGGAUUCGGGGCUGGGAUAGUAGUAAGUUGCUUUUCAUCCAAAGGCCUAUUCACGUCCCUGGAGAAAAGAGAAAUGCUGUUUUGGGGGGGGGCUGCCCUUGGCCCCCACCCGCCUGGUUCAGGGAGGCUUGCCAUCACCAGCCAUGUCCCUACACGAAGCCUUUGCUUUCUUCUCGGGCACUGAAUUCUUUUACUGUAUUUGGGGGCAGUUUGGUGCCCUUGCAACUUUGAUUUCAAUCCAUAGGAACAAUAUUUGGCUAGCUUUUCCCAUAAUGUCACAUUUUCUGCUUAUCCUGGUUUGCCGGAUACUUGAUGCUGCUGCUCUGGGCCAAACAGAAGGUUGGUCUUGGUAUGGGGGGGGGCCCUUCCUGCAUAUGCUAGUGGGAAAGGGGAGGCGUGUGUUCGUGGCCUAGCUCAUUCUGAGAACACCUCUUCAUGGAGACGGGUGGCCGGCUUGUGCAGGCUGGCCUGGGCUGGCACCUCCUCCUCCGCUGAGAUCGCUGCUUGUGCUGCUGCAGCACGAGUUGGCGGGGGGUCUGGGGCUUUGCUUCCUGCAAGCCUUACCGCUGCCCGGUUGCUGCUGUUGCCACACACGACUAGUAGGGAGUGGCUAAGA